Paecilomyces variotii is the source of this 2140-nucleotide messenger RNA. Its product is annotated as P-loop containing nucleoside triphosphate hydrolase protein. The coding region runs from base 175 to 1701 and encodes 508 amino acids. Gene Ontology annotation, molecular function: ATP binding; proton-transporting ATPase activity, rotational mechanism. The record is from RefSeq and is a predicted model, not a curated record. Lineage: Eukaryota; Fungi; Ascomycota; Eurotiomycetes; Eurotiales; Thermoascaceae. Gene Ontology annotation, biological process: proton transmembrane transport; ATP metabolic process. The transcript has 10 exons. Gene Ontology annotation, cellular component: proton-transporting V-type ATPase, V1 domain.
UGGCGGUGCCCGUGUCUAUCUCAACCUGAAUUCCCCGACUGCUCUGGCAAUCGAGCAGCUCUCCCCACCAUCACCGCUCCGCUCUUCCUCUGACCCUACUCUGAACCUCCACCGUCAUCGCAUUAUUUCAUAUCUUGCGCUGCUUCUCCGCGUUCGGUGAGCGCCGUCGUCAUCAUGCCUGAGUUCGUGGACCCGCGGAUGACCUCCAUCAAGCCCCGUAUCCGCUACAAUACCAUCGGAGGUGUCAAUGGUCCACUGGUCAUCUUGGACAAUGUCAAGUUCCCCAGAUACAAUGAGAUCGUGUCCCUGACACUGCCCGACGGCACAGAGCGCUCCGGACAGGUUCUGGAAGCUAGAGGCAACAGGGCAGUUGUCCAGGUCUUUGAGGGCACAUCUGGUAUUGAUGUGAAGAAGACUAAGGUAGAGUUUACCGGCCACAGCUUGAAGCUCGGUGUCUCUGAAGAUAUGCUGGGACGGGUGUUCGAUGGAUCAGGUCGCGCAAUCGACAAGGGCCCCAAGGUGCUGGCAGAAGACUAUCUGGAUAUCAACGGUAGUCCUAUCAACCCUUACUCUAGAGUCUACCCCGAAGAGAUGAUUUCCACCGGUAUCUCUGCUAUUGAUACCAUGAACUCCAUUGCUCGUGGCCAGAAGAUCCCUAUCUUUUCUGCCGCAGGUCUGCCACACAACGAAAUUGCAGCGCAGAUCUGUCGUCAAGCCGGUCUGGUCAAUAAGCCUACUAAGGAUGUACAUGACGGUCAUGAGGAGAACUUCUCCAUCGUCUUCGCUGCUAUGGGUGUCAACAUGGAGACUAGUCGAUUCUUCACUCGCGACUUCGAGGAGAACGGCAGUAUGGAACGUGUCACUCUUUUCCUUAACUUGGCUAACGACCCUACUAUCGAACGUAUUAUCACGCCCCGUCUUGCUCUGACCACCGCCGAAUAUUAUGCCUACCAGCUUGAGAAGCACGUUCUUGUUAUCCUGACCGAUCUUUCGGCCUAUUGUGACGCUCUUCGUGAAGUCUCCGCUGCUAGAGAAGAAGUUCCUGGUCGUCGUGGUUACCCCGGUUAUAUGUACACUGACUUGUCAACUAUCUACGAACGUGCCGGCCGUGUCGAGGGCCGUAAUGGUUCUAUCACGCAGAUCCCUAUUUUGACCAUGCCUAACGAUGAUAUCACGCACCCUAUUCCUGACCUGACUGGCUAUAUUACCGAGGGUCAGAUUUUCGUUGACCGUCAGUUGUACAACAAGGGUGUCUACCCCCCGAUUAACGUCCUACCCUCCCUGUCACGUCUCAUGAAGUCUGCAAUCGGUGAAGGCCACACCAGAAAGGAUCACGGUGAUGUCUCCAACCAACUGUACGCCAAGUACGCCAUUGGACGAGAUGCCGCCGCCAUGAAGGCAGUCGUUGGUGAGGAAGCCCUGUCGUCCGAAGACAAGCUCUCUCUCGAGUUCCUGGACAAGUUCGAGCGCACUUUCAUUUCCCAGUCUCCCUACGAAUCCCGUUCCAUUUAUGAAUCCCUGGACCUUGCCUGGAACUUGCUCCGCAUCUAUCCCAAGGAGCUGCUCAACCGUAUCCCCAAGAAGGUCUUGGACGAGUUCUAUGCCCGUCAAAGCCGUAAGUCCGGCAAGGAUACCAGGGACAACUCUGGCGAGCAGGAGCAGACGCCCGCGCAGCAGUCGGCAAACUUGAUUGACGCGUAAAUGCAUGGAUCUUAAACUAGACAUCCGUGAAACGGGUCUGCGCCCCUCCGUAACGGAAAAUUCGAGUAGGAAGUAUGCAGAGAUGGCUAAGGACCGGCUGUAUCGGAAACGGGAGGGGCUCUGCGAAAAGGUGACACAACACCCUGACGGGGUCGCGGGCCACCUCCCCGCGCAUGAUGUUGCAUAUACAUUUAGCUAUAACUGCUUUCACUGUCUUUUGUAGCAUAAGAAUCUCUAUAAGAAAGUUCGGUGCUGCCCUGAAACACAUGGACCUCAUUGCCGCCCAGUGGCUGACUAUUAGCUGUCGACUGUCCAGUAUCUUGUAGUAUUGGUCAGAAGUUGAUAGUUGAAGUCUUGAAGACUUUUUUAAAAAAAAAAACCUUAUGACUGGCCGUCCUAGGCCCUUAUUUCUUUAGAAGAAAUUGAAUUGUUUUGUGAU